Molecule: messenger RNA, 9211 nt
Organism: Lates calcarifer (barramundi perch)
Lineage: Eukaryota; Metazoa; Chordata; Actinopteri; Centropomidae
Gene: celf2
Product: cugbp, Elav-like family member 2
Exons: 13
Coding region: 273-2345 (690 amino acids)
Biological process (GO): regulation of alternative mRNA splicing, via spliceosome; mRNA splice site recognition
Cellular component (GO): nucleus; cytoplasm; ribonucleoprotein complex
Molecular function (GO): mRNA 3'-UTR binding
Source: RefSeq, a predicted model, not a curated record
CCAUUGGUUUUGCUGGUUUAAUAUGGUGCGAAUGGUUGUCUGUUAAAAAAAAAAGAUAUUUCAUAGUUAAACUAUCCUGACAGGCAGAUACUUAGAAUCAAUAUGCGUCUUGAAUAAGGGUAAUGAUUUAGAGUAUGUGGUGAAGCACCUUCUGUUUUAAAGAAUAUGAUCAGAUUGGGGGCAUCUGUGCCCAUAAUGAUGACAUGCUCUGUUUGACUGAGGACACAUCUAUGACUGAGGAGACCUAAUAGUUAAAGAUCAGCUGCAGCGUUAUGCGCCACGCCUCCCCGACUCGGCACCUGGUUCUCCAACAGUCCGUCAGUUGCGCUGUUGCGGAGCGGAUUUUCAGACAGGACCGGCGGAAGAAAACCAGCAGGAAAAAAAGCGAAUGGGGGAGAGGAAGAGGAGAAUGUGACAACUGCUGGAUGCGGACAGAGUGUGUGCGGCUGGCUACACUGCCUUUGGGGAGGCCUCGGCUCUUGCACCUGUCCCUCUCCGUCUCCGCGGCCAGGCGCAGUUUGGGCGAGAGCGACGCUUUAUUUAUCAGGCAGGGCGCACAGCGGCGGAGGCGCACACACACACACACACACACACACACACACACACACACACACAUAUACACACACACUCACUCACUCACACACACACGCGAUACUGUACGCACAUACACAUACACAGGGCAGGCAGGCAACAUGACUUCGUCCUACAAUCUGGAUUUUCUGCCUGAUAUGAUGGUGGAGAGCCGCCUGCUUGUUCCCGGAGACAGAAUCAACGGCACGGCCGGGAAGAUGAACGGGGCGCUGGAGCAUUCGGACCAGCCAGACCCGGACGCCAUCAAGAUGUUUGUGGGCCAGAUCCCACGCUCCUGGUCAGAGAAGGAGCUGAAGGAGCUGUUUGAGCCGUACGGAGCCGUCUACCAGAUCAACAUCCUCCGAGACCGCAGCCAGAACCCUCCACAGAGCAAAGGCUGCUGUUUUGUCACGUUUUACACAAGGAAAGCUGCCCUUGAAGCCCAGAAUGCACUGCAUAACAUAAAGACCUUAACAGGGAUGCACCACCCUAUUCAGAUGAAACCUGCAGACAGUGAGAAAUCUAACGCGGUGGAAGACAGGAAGUUGUUUAUCGGCAUGGUGUCGAAGAAGUGCAACGAGAACGACAUCCGGGUCAUGUUCUCCGCAUUCGGACAGAUCGAGGAGUGCCGGAUCCUCCGAGGGCCUGACGGACUCAGCAGAGGAUGUGCGUUUGUCACGUUUUCCACCAGAGCUAUGGCACAGAAUGCAAUCAAAGCCAUGCACCAGUCUCAGACUAUGGAGGGCUGCUCGUCCCCCAUCGUGGUGAAGUUCGCCGACACGCAGAAGGACAAGGAGCAGCGGCGUCUGCAGCAGCAGCUGGCACAGCAGAUGCAGCAGCUCAACAGUGCGACCACCUGGGGGAGCCUGACGGGCCUGGGCGGCCUCACCCCACAGUAUCUGGCUGUAAGGAGAGCCGCCGCGUCGCCCACCUCCACCAUCACCUCCUCCUCCACCCCUUACUGCAGCCCCAUGGCCAGCGCCGCCGCAUUGCUUCAGCAGGCAACCUCCUCCGGUAACCUCGGAGCCUUCAGCGGGAUCCAGCAGAUGGCCGGUAUGAGUGCUCUGCAGUUGCAGAACCUGGCCACUUUAGCGGCGGCAGCGGCGGCGGCCCAAAACUCAGCCAGCCCCUCCACCGCAAACCCCCUGUCCUCCAACGCCGCCUCCCUGGGAGCGUUGGCCAGCCCAGCAGCGGGCACCACAGCCAGCUCCAACGCCGGUGCCAUGAACUCUCUGACCUCUCUGGGCACCCUGCAGGGCCUGGCAGGCGCAACUGUGGGCCUGAACAACAUUAAUGCACUAGCAGUUGCUCAAAUGCUCUCAGGUAUGGCGGCUCUAAACGGAGGCCUGGGCGGCGCAGGGCUUACCAACGGGACGGCAGGCACCAUGGACGCGCUGACGCAGGCUUACUCAGGGAUCCAGCAGUAUGCCGCCGCAGCGCUGCCCACCCUCUACAGCCAAUCCCUGCUGCAGCAACAAGGAGCCGCCGGCAGCCAGAAAGAGGGUCCCGAAGGUGCCAACCUGUUCAUCUACCACCUGCCCCAGGAGUUCGGAGACCAGGACAUACUGCAGAUGUUCAUGCCUUUCGGAAACGUGGUCUCUGCCAAAGUCUUCAUCGACAAACAGACAAACCUUAGCAAGUGCUUCGGCUUCGUUAGCUACGACAAUCCAGUGUCGGCACAGGCAGCCAUCCAGGCCAUGAACGGCUUCCAGAUCGGCAUGAAGCGGCUGAAGGUGCAGCUGAAGCGCUCCAAGAACGACAGCAAACCGUACUGAUCUUAGCACUAGGGUCUAUCUGCUCCCCAUGUUAGCACUGCUAGGGUAAGUCCCCCCACAAAAAAAAUGAAAAUGAACAAAAAAACAGCAAACCGAGCCACGACCUCUCUACACAGGGACUGGGGGGGUUGGGGGGGUUGAAGGGAGGGAAGGGAGGGAGGGGGAGACGACCUACAACCACCCUGAGGGAGACACACACGCCUUGUUUUUUUUUCUUGUUUUUCUUGCUUUUUUGAAGAUUUUUAUGUUAGCUUUCAAGUAUUAUUAUUUAUUACAAUUUUAUUUUUUUGACACACAUGAACGCUUCCAUUACCGUCAUUACUUUGUGCAAUUUUUCUUUCUUUCUUUCUUUCUUUCUUUCUUUUUUUUUUUACAAUGGAAGGAAGUAGCUAUCUUGGGUAGCUUUUUUUUUUUAAAAAAAAAGGUCUGUUUAAAACUUAUUUAAUUUUUUUCUCUCUCAGUGAUUAUUUAUACAUUUUUGAGGACUAGUUACAGCCAGAACUGAGGUACAGACAAAGGAGCCAUGAUGAUUUUUUAAAAUCUUUUUUUUCUCUCUCUCUCUCUCGAUGUGAACCUGAGGCCUGGUGAAGGGUUCAUUGUGUUUUUUUUUUUGAUGCGCACGCCGAUAUGCACAUUUGACCUUUGACCUCCGCGGUGUUGGUUGCAGGCCGCCGCUGCUUCUCUGAAAACCCCUCUAUGCCUGCUGGCAACCCGGGAGCAAAGGCUGCAAAAUGUUAGUGGCCUCUUUACAGUAUAGUCAGUGGCGACAUCAGCCUGCCAUACAGUUACACUCCACCACCUCAAGAUGAAGAAAACAAACACACACUCUCCAGCUACGUCUUAUUAUUUAUGUGAAAAUAAAAAAACAGUUUUUUAUUUCUCAGAAGAUGAAAAAAAUAAUUAGUAACUACUUCUCUGGCUCAGAUCACAUUGGUCUUUGUUGGGAAAUGGAUAUUACAGCAUGUAGAACAUUUUCAAAAUAACAUCCAGAAUUUGAUGAAGACUAUAAUAAUAAUACUACUACUAAUAAAAGAGUUUAUGGGUUAAGGGUGUAACUGAAAAUACUUGAUGUUUGUUGAAAGAUUUAAAAAAAAAUAAUUCAAAGUACAGAAAGCCACAGGCCUGUAAAUUUUAUUUGUAAAAAAAGCAGUUCUAUUUUUAUACAACAUUUUUACUGCCUCAGAUGAAAAAAAAAGGAUUUUAUUUAUUGCCUAUCGUUAAGUUAUUGGACUCCUAUAAAGUAUACAGCAUCAUUAAAGUAGACCCUUGUGGAGAAGUCUCGUGGAAAUUGGGUUCUCCGGUGUUUUCAUGUUUUUUCAGUGCAGAAACCACAAUCACAACACACUCCGCUGCCAUUUGAACCGCACCCCCCCUCCCCCGCCCAUUGACCGUCCCUGUGUCAUUUAAACACACACACUUCUCUGUGCUGUUCAUCCAUUCAUCCAUAAAUCCAUUUCUCUCUCUCUUUUUACCACUCUCUCCCUCUCUCCAUCUGUAGUGGGACUACUUCUUCACUUGUCAAAUUUUCUACCUUUUUCCUCGCGUUUUUUACUCUUUUUUUUUUCUUGUUUUGUUUUGGGUUUUUUCGUUUUGAGUGUUUCCGUUUUUUGUUUGUUCGUAGCCCCUCACCCUACCCCCUGCCCCCCUCCACCACCCUUACAAAGAUUUAAGAAAUUUUAAUAAUAGCUAAAACAGAAAGAAAUGAAAAAAGACCACCCUACCCUCCCUCCCCCCCAAGAAAAUUACAACUAUUUUCUCCCAAAUGACAAUGUCCAUCUGGGAUCUGAUGGAUAAAGCUUUGGGUGCUCUCUGUUUUUCGUGUAUAUGUGUGUAUGAAUGAGUGAGUGUGUGUACGUGUGUGUGUAUGUAUGUGUGUGAGUCGUCGUCGUUGCCUGUUAGUAUAGACCUAUAACAUUAAUAUUAUUUUAUAUUUCAAAAAACAAAACAAAAUCAAAGCUAAAAAAUUGCCAAUGAACUCAGUGAGUGGUGUUGCUGUUCUGCUGGUUUGCAUUGUUGUUGUUGUUGUUGUUUGUUUGUUGUUGUUUGUUGUUGUUUCUCCUGAUUUUAUAAAAUGCUGUAGUGGUGUGGUGCUCUGGCUCUCUGUGUGUAACUCUCUCCUCUCCCCUGUUUUUUCUUUCCCCCUUUUAGAACAACCCAUCUCCAUGCCUGUUAGCUCAUCGUUUGCCUAGCAUGUCUCCGUGGCGUCCAAAAAAAAAACUUUAAACAAAAACAAACAAAAAACCCCCACCAAAAAAAAAGUGUCAUCGUCCUCCUCCUCCCCCGUCAUUGUUUUUUCUGAUGUCUUUUCCGAGCUCACCUGAUCAUAACCUGGUUCUCCUCCUCCUCCGCCGCCUACUGACCCUUUGAACUUUGAACUUUUAGCUUUUUUGGACUUUGAUUUUUCCGAUUUUUUUUUUCCCUUUUUUUGUGUGUGUUUUUUUGUUGUUUCUUUUUUUUUUUUUUUUUUUUUUUGCAUGUGACCUCAUUUGGAUCUGUUUUUCCGGGGGAGGGCUUCAGGGAGGGAGGGAGGCGAUAAGGGAGGGGUGGGUAAGAAAAAUGAAUCAAUGUGAAAAAGAUAUAAAGCUGCAUUCAUAUGAAAAAACAAAAAAGACUGAGAUUUUUAUGGAAAAACAAAUGUUCUUUUUGGAGAAAAAAAACAACAACCUGUGGCAAAGUGAUUUCCAUUCAGUAUGUUUUCUUGCAUUUUUUGUUCCUUCUUCUUCUUCUUUAUGUCAGUUUUUUUUUUCUUUUUCUUCUUCAUUUAAAGUAAACUUGAAAGUUCACUACAGGAAUUGGCGCGUCAUCUUGCUUCUGGUGCCGACGAAAAAACGAGAGUGUGGGCCAGAAGCAGUCCGCGCCAGUUUCUCUGAGAAAUAAGACUACUUCCAAACAGUUUUGAAUAAAAACUGUCUGAUCAAUAUUAGACUCUCUCAGAGCUCUCUAAUGGUUUUUACAUUUUUCAGGCAGUGUAAAGUUUUUUGAUAAGGCCAUUUUAAGUGGCUCUGUUUCUCAUUCAAAGUCUAUAUAUAGAACCACUUUUUUCUAGAGUAGUUUAAAGGUAAAAAAUAAAAAAGACAUUUGCCCUGUUUGGGGGGGAGAAAUGCUACCUACUUGUGUCACCUUUUGCUGAACUGACUCACAGAUAGACAAUCCGUGGUUUAAAUGCACAUGAUGAAAUGACCUAUAUUUUCUACUGUUUAAAUGUAUAGAGGAAAAAAAAUACUAAGAUACCUGUAACCCGCGUUAACGUCGGUGCUUCUCGUGAGUUUAGUUGUGGUUUCAUCACAAGUCUAACAGUCUUAAAUGUCUCAUGUUUUUCAAGAGAAGACUAAAAAAUCAGUUUACUUGAACAAUAGACAAAGCCUUUCAUAUUACUAUAAUAGUUAAUUUUUUUCUUUUAUUUUCUUCUUUUUUUAAGGAGUCCCUAUUUGCUAAAUUUCUUGUUGGUUAAUUAGCUAUAUAAAAUUCCUAAAAAUAUAUAUAAAUAUAAAUAUAUCUAUAUAUAUAUAAUGUCAGCUUGUGAAGCAUCAAUGUCAUUAUUAUUUUAUUUCUCUCGUGGGAAACAAUAUUUAGAUGUGUUUUGUUGUUCAGCAAAAUGUCUUAUAAAGAAAAAAAGACAAGAUCAGUGGAGUUUAGUGCCAAAUUCUGAAGGUACUUCCUGCCUAGCGCGUCAGUGUAUUUCUUGUGAAAUUAUUUGAUAACAUGGGUAUUUUAUUAUAAGUGUUUUGUAUGGAUCCCUCAUAUUUAAAAUAUAGAUUUAAAAAAGAGUUUGUUAACUUGCUAUUCUGUGGUCUUGUUGCCUGAAAAUGUCAUGUUUGCUUUUUUUCUUUGUAAAGAUGUAAAAAAAAAAAAAAAAAAAAAAAGUGCCCAUGUGUCAUAUAUAUAUCUAUAUACACGCACACACGGACACACACACACACACACUCUCGUGCAGACCUCACAGUUUACUUUGUUGUUGUGCAUGAGAGCCCCUGAGUGUGAAAGCCUCUACAGCAACCGCUACAGCCCACCACCGUGCGCACACACACACUUUAAAACACACACGAGAAUCACGCACUGAUAUUUUUAGCCAUUGUACAGCCGUUUUAUUCAUCAAAGCCUUACCACAAAUCUUUGCACUCCUGUUCUCUUUCUAUUAGUAUCUCGCACACACAGACACAAACACAGACAUCAGGCUUUUCAGUAUAUAUUGUUUUGAUUGUUUUCUCGCAUGCUGUCCCGCUCCUCAGCCGAAAAUUGAGGUGAGAGUUGUACGCGAAGCCUUAUUUCUCCAAAAUCCUCUUAUCCCUUUUGUUGGGUUCAAAACGUUUCGGAGUUGUAGCUGGCGCCGUUUGUCUCAGACGGCGAGGAUCAUUACUUUUGUGUUAUCACCUCAAGACGAGCGCGCUUGCUUUCAUGAUGUAAGCACAGGGCAAGACUCGCUCAUUCACAAACAAGCCUCGAUCUUUUGAGGAAAAAGCACAUGCCGUCGUCAGGAUAGUCAAAAGCAAGAGGCGGGACAGUCCGGAGCAAGUUUUUACUCGUUUGAUUUUGUCACCGAACUUAUCCUUUGACGUUUUUAAGUGGUUGUAAGACUUCUUUAUAUGUAAGUCUUGUGGUGUAAUGGGCCAAAAUCAUGUUUAGAUGCCAAAGUGUGUUAUUGACAUUCUCAUAGUCAAGCCGUUUACAUGGCACAAUGUUGUCAGUCUAUUCAACUGCCCCCUUUCCCCCCUCCCUGAAAGCCUAGUUUACGGUCUGCAAAAAAAAAAGGCAGCAUUAUUUUCUACAGAAGCUCACCAGUCGCCUUAACCAGGGAGCGUUGUAUCAGUAUUAUAAGAAUAGAAGAUGUUGUCAGUCAGUCAGUGAUUUGUGCCAAGUCCAGGUUCACUUUUGUGUACAGUUAACCUCCCACUUGUCCAAGUCUGGGUUUCGCUCUUCCGCCAUUUCGUCCAAUGGGCUGGAGCAGAAAGGCUGAAAUGGCCGUUUGUCCUCGCAGCAGUGAAGGAGGAGAGGAAUCGAGGCAUCUCUGUUUGAAGGAUGCCGCUCUCUGUCUGGUUGUUGUCUCCCAGGCUAACCGGGGUUAUUAGAAACAGGGCUAUGUGGAGAGAUGUCUUAUUGGAAUAGCGACAGGGGAAAUAAAGUGCUUGUUGGUCGGAGAUGAAGGGUCACGUCCGCAGGUCCACACAGGCAAAACAACAGCCACAGCCGAGAUGAAGGCAAUACAGCUUUCAUUAUCCUCUCAAAGACCAAACCCAAAACCAAACUUUUAUCUGAUCUCAUGGAGGGAGGCAAGCAGACUUUUUUUCCUAAAUGCAGUACACACAUGAGCAGUGCCACAAACAGCCAUAACUACCUGUAGGAGCGCUGGACAGGAGGAGUCCCAGUCCAAUCAGUGUUAAUGGACCAGUCUUCUGACCAGCGUGUGUGUGUGGGUUUCACGUCGUAACAUCUGCAACGUCAAAACCGUGGCAUCCAAGAACUACGAUUGCACAUUUCACGUCUUCACCUCACUCUUGCACAAUUCACAUCACUCUUAUUCGUCAAGUGUGGAGGCUACAUAACCUGUGCUGUUCCCAGUCGACUGGCAGCACGCGGCUGUCUGUGUUAUUAAAGACAUUUUAACUGUUCCCAAAAACUAUGUGGUAAAAUUGCCAAAUCUCACCGAGUUGCACACAGCCUGACGUUGCACAGUCUAGUGUGAAGCAUCUUUGUCUUUGUUUCAAUGUUGAAGCACAAGAGGGUCGUAGAAACAAGAGUUUCUGUCGAGCGGCUCACCUCAGGGGCUGUCAUCGCCGAUGCUCGUUGUAAUCUUUCUAUCUUGUCACUGUUCACUUCUUUGUUCUCCUUCUUUCUUAAUUAUCUUAAGUGCUAUUUAUCAAACAAUGAAAUCUGAAAGGAAAAAAAAAUGAACUUGUCGUUUCUUUGCAUUAUGGCUUAUGUCAAGUUUUUUGAGGAAAAAUGUUUUGUGUGUUCUCUCUUUCUGUGCCGUAAAAAAGAGCUUGUUGUCUGUAGAAAUUAUCCAAUUAUUUUUCUUUUUUGUUGUUUUCAUUGUUUCUUUUAAUUCUCAAAAAGGUUUUUCAGUAGUUUCAAAGUUAUUGUCUUGAGAGAAGCCAAAGUCAAUGCAUUUCAGUGGAUCCUGUAAGCGUGAUGUAUGUUUGUUUGACAACACUUCGAAAUCUGUCACUGGAUGGGAUUUAAAAAGUACAAAAAAUGCAGGCUUUCCUAUUUCUACAACUGAUUGUACUUAUGCAUUUUGUACCAGUGGAAUUUUUUAUACUGGAGAUUAAAGGAUACAACAAAAAAAUCUUAGAAAAAAAGCUGUCUGGCCUGGUGGUGUGGCCUGACCCUGACUGGUCCCCGAGUAUGAUUUCUAGCUGGCGUCAAGAAAGUUGGCUUUUGAUAUAAGAUUUUCUAGAAGAUCUUUGGCUUUAUUUCUUUCACUUCUUUUUCCUCACUUGAGUGUUGUUCUUUCUUUCUACCUUUCUUUCUUAAUUCGUUCUUUCUUUAUUUUUUCCGAAAAACAGAGGGUAGGUGAGUGUCAGAUCUUUCAUUUUUGCUUUAUAAAUAGUUCUAGCAAGUUUGUCUAUACAACAGCGGUAAGUUUCAUUUGACUUCUGUAUUGUGCCGUCUACACGAUAAGACAAUUAUAGAAAAAGAAGGAAUAGAUAUAUUUAGUCACCUUCAGUGGAUUAAUGUAUUAGUUUAAUAAAGAGAUCAACUAAUUAGAAAUUUUUUGCUUUUAGCUGUUUAGAUUUUUCCGGUUUCUCUGUCCUUCUCUGUGAACUAACUGUGUAGCUGAAGCAGUCAGAAUUAUUUUUGUAAACGUAUGUUCUUGUGUGAUGCAGUUUUUUGCUUCUGUCUCCUAUAUUAAACCAUUUUUCCUAAUA